Scleropages formosus (Asian bonytongue) is the source of this 904-nucleotide messenger RNA. It is a transcript of the gene lto1, whose product is annotated as LTO1 maturation factor of ABCE1. The coding region runs from base 7 to 501 and encodes 164 amino acids. The record is from RefSeq and is a predicted model, not a curated record. The transcript is spliced from 5 exons. Lineage: Eukaryota; Metazoa; Chordata; Actinopteri; Osteoglossiformes; Osteoglossidae.
UCCUCUAUGUGGUUGGUUCCUAACUCUACUGAGGUAGAGCUGCUUUUCGGCGUGACCUGUAACUUUUUUAUAACUAUGGCAUCUGGCUGUACAAGUGAAGAUCUUUUCGACGCUAUUAUAAUGGCCGACGACAGGUUCCAUGACGAGGGCUUCCAGGAGGGUUUUGACAAAGGGACCCGUCAGGGGCUUAUUGAAGGGAGAAACCAUGGAGCCACACAUGGGGCCAGACUGUCUGCAGAGCUCUCUUUUUACUAUGGGUUUGCUUUCACUUGGAAGUGCAUCUUUCAGGAUAGCCCUGAACCCAGAACAAGGAAGAAACUAAAGGCUCUGGAGAACCUGCUAGCACUGAUUCAGAGCUUCCCUCAUGAUGACCCUCAGUAUGGAAACCUGCAGGAGGAUGUGGGCAAGGUCCGUGCGAAGUUCCGACAGGUGUGCUCCCUGGUAAACGUGCCGUCUGAUUUCCGGGACUAUGUCAGUAAAGGAGAGGAAAUGUCCUUCUGAGGGAACCUGAUUGCUGCAUCAGGGCUGUUGCAGAUCCUUUACUAUCAGGUGGGGCUGCCUUCAGAGGCUCACAGGGAAGCCCAGAGGGUGUGUGGUGUGGAGUGUGGUGUGUCUAGAAAGUGCUGGAUCUGGAUAGACAGAAGGGCGCCGAGCUGGAGCUGGAGGUGGAGAUGCCCAAGCCCAUGCUCAUGGGAUCUCCUGCUCUGAUAUGUGGUUAUGCCUAACAUGUGGAUAACCACACUUGUAUGGCAGUGUCUUUGAGUCUCCGGCUCAGGAGUUUGUGGUGUUUUAUUUUCAAUUAAAACUAAUCACGAUGUCUCAAUUGCAGUACUAUCGUUUGCCUUUGCGCUGGUAUGGGAAUGAGGUGAAUGUUGAAACUUGGGUCUCAUUUACACCUGUCAGA